Molecule: messenger RNA, 645 nt
Organism: Synchiropus splendidus (mandarinfish)
Lineage: Eukaryota; Metazoa; Chordata; Actinopteri; Syngnathiformes; Callionymidae
Gene: cldn26
Product: claudin 26
Exons: 1
Coding region: 1-645 (214 amino acids)
Biological process (GO): cell adhesion; bicellular tight junction assembly
Cellular component (GO): plasma membrane; bicellular tight junction
Molecular function (GO): structural molecule activity
Source: RefSeq, a predicted model, not a curated record
AUGGUUUUACUCACCACGAAAAUGAUGCAAAGGACGGCUCUGUUUGUGACCUCUGGGGGUCUGGUGACCUCUCUGGUCACCACUUUCCUUCCACUGUGGAAGACCAUGAACUCGGACCUGAAUGAACUGGAGAACUGGUACUCGGGACUCUGGCACGCCUGUGUCUACACCGAGGAGGUGGGGGUGCAGUGUAAAGCGUACGACUCUAUUCUGGAUCUUCCUCUGGACCUGCAGAUCUCCAGAGUUCUCAUGCUGGUCUCCAUCAUCUUUGGAGGCUUUGCUCUGCUGGCAGCCGUUCCCGGACUUGAUGGAGUCAUAAUGUUCUCAGGCCAGCCGGGGGUGAAGAGAGGGCUCCUGAUCCUGGCUGGGGUUCUGUCCUGGGUAUCGGGUCUGACCACUCUCACGCCAGUCUCCAUCCUGGCCUACACCACGGUGGUGGAGUUCUGGGAUGAAGGUUUUCCUGACGUGAUGCCUCGCUGGGAGUACGGAGAGGCCAUGUUCUCCGGAUGGUUUGGGGGUUUGGCCCUGGUCAUCGGAGGGAGCCUCUUCUUCGUGGCAGUGUGCAUGGGCGACUACGAACAGCAGCCGCUGAGCCCCGACGUGAAGAAGAGCAGCCAACAAUACAUGAAGACUGAGAUUCUGUAG